AUGAUACCCAGGGAAGAAACGGCCAAUGAUGAACCCGUGUUUGCACUUGGCACAAUGGUCGUCACUGUCUUCAGCGGCGACACAUGCAGUGGUUCCAACAGUCAAUUCACUGUCACGAACGGUGGCUAUCGAUGUGUUGCCGUCAGCAAUGCGAGAUCUCUCUCGGUCUCGGGAAGCAACUGCUAUGUCACUACCUGGAGCGGGACGGACUGCCGCGGCAGUUCGUAUAAUGUUCAGUAUCAAGGUUGCCAUGGGGUUUUGUUCGGUUCGGUAGAGGUGAGGUGCCUGUAG
Molecule: messenger RNA, 291 nt
Organism: Westerdykella ornata
Lineage: Eukaryota; Fungi; Ascomycota; Dothideomycetes; Pleosporales; Sporormiaceae
Exons: 2
Coding region: 1-291 (96 amino acids)
Source: RefSeq, a predicted model, not a curated record